AGCACUGUACAAUCAGCUGUUUGAAAAAAACAACAAAUUAAAUAAACAUUUUGGAAAAAUACACAAAAAACUGAUGGAAUUCGUAGAUAAAAUGGAUCUGGAGAAUGAGAGAGUGCUCAAGCUGAUAUUCCCCGAUGGUGUGCCAGACAAUCUGCGUGGCAAUCCCGAACUGGACAACUAUCUCGGAAAACUGGGCACCUACAAGGUGGAGCAGCUGAAAAAGGAGCAAACACGCCUGGCCGACGAGACCAAGACCAUAUUGGAGCAGACCCAGGACCUGGCCAUCUCCAACUACAAGACAUUCAUCACGACGGCGGAGAACUCGCGGUCGAUAUUCAACGAGUUCCUGAAGACGGAGGAGCAGGUGGGCACACUGAUUGGCAAGCUGCCAGAGUUCAGCGGCAAGUGCGAGCAGUUCCUGAAGGACUCCGCCGAGCUGAACGAGCAACGGCGCCUCAAUUCCAUAACGCUGCAGAAGAACGCCCAGCUGCUGACGAUACUCGAGCUGCCGCAGCUGAUGGAGCGCUGCAUACGCGAGGGACGCUACGAGGAGGCCCUGGAGCUGGCCGCCUACGUGCAGAAGCUGGGCCAGCAUCAGGGCCACAUUUCUGUGGUGAACAGCAUUGUGCGGGCCGUGGAGGCCUUGUGGCACACCAUGCUGGUGCAGCUGGUGGCCCAGUUGCGUUCGGACUUGCAGCUGCCCAAGUGCCUGCAGAUCGUUGGAUACCUCCGGCGGAUGCAGGCAUUCGGCGACAACGAACUAAAGCUGAAGUUCCUGCAGGCUCGCGACUCCUGGCUCACCUCCUGCCUUGAAGCCAUUGCCACAGCGGAUGCCCAGCAGCAUCUGACCAAGACCAUCGAGAUCACGCGCAUCAAUCUGUUCAACAUCAUCACCCAGUACCGGGCCAUAUUCCCGGAGGAAGAGGCCGCUGCCAAGGCGACGGGCGGUAGUCUGAGGCCCUUGCAGGGUGUUAGCUGCAACGGCGAUCGCCUCUUCCAGGCCUGGCUGCACAACAAAAUCAAUGCGUUCUUGGAGACGCUCGAGAAGGAUCUGGAACGCGGCGUUGGAUCCAUUGAGACGGUCUUGGGACAGUGCAUGUACUUCGGGCUCUCCUUCAGCCGCGUCGGUGCCGACUUUCGGGCCCUCAUGGCCCCCAUCUUUGUGGGCGUGGUGCAGCGCAGGUUCGAGGCCAGCAUUGAGCAGGUGAACGAGCACUUUGAGCAGGAGCUGGAGAGGUUCACGCUGAUCAACAAGGUGACGCUGCACUCCCGCAAGCAGCUGGAUCCCGCCUCGCUGUCCGCCAGCGAGCACGAGUCCUUUGCGCCACCAGAGACUCUUCUGGACUUCUACCCACUGGCCGCCCUCUGCAACGGCUAUCUGAAUGCGUUGAACGAGCUGCGGCUCUGUGCCCCACUGGCCCUGGCCACAGACGUCACGUGCUGCUUGGAGCAGUCGCUGCAGCUGGUAGCUCAGCGGGUGCUCGCCUUCUACCGCCAGGAGCAGCAAGCCUUCACGGGCAACGAGCGCGAGAGCUUCGUGAAGCUGUGCUCCUGCCUGGCCUACGACCUGGUGCCCUAUGUCCAGCGCUGCAUCCACGGCGUCUUCCCACCCCAGUCGCUUACCCUUCACCUGGGCAUCAGCCUCCUGCAGCUGGAGCAGCAGCAGCUCACCUUUCUGCAGCAGACACGCAUCCUAGAGCCCCUCAAGCAUCUCCUGCCCACCAAGGUGCUGCUACAGCCACCGCCUGCCCAGGCAGCCGCUCUGGAGGCAAAGCCCAGCGUCAAUCUACCCGUCGCUGCCGAGGGAUGAGUUCUGGUAGCCAUCAAUCUUUCCACAUUUCUAAACAAUGUUUAUCGGCAGUAGUAUAUACAUACUCGUAUGUUUUUAUUCGUUAUACAUGUAAAUAAUAAAGAUUAAAUAUUGAAUUUUA
Drosophila obscura is the source of this 1931-nucleotide messenger RNA. RefSeq names its product conserved oligomeric Golgi complex subunit 8 (gene Cog8). The coding region runs from base 74 to 1810 and encodes 578 amino acids. Lineage: Eukaryota; Metazoa; Arthropoda; Insecta; Diptera; Drosophilidae. Gene Ontology annotation, biological process: intra-Golgi vesicle-mediated transport. Gene Ontology annotation, cellular component: COG complex. The transcript is spliced from 5 exons. The record is from RefSeq and is a predicted model, not a curated record.